AUGAAUAGCCACCCACCCUACGCUGACCCCAACAACUACUCCGACUAUUCGACGCCUGGUCACGCCCUCGCCGACAACACCAUGGCUGCACACCAAUCGCCAGCCUCGGCGCCGCCCACGCGAGGCAUCGAGUCAGGGCGCCCAUUGGGUGUCCCCAGCAACCUUUCGCCAGUUUCACCUGUUUCACCCUUCAAUGACUAUGACGCCUCCAUGGUCCCUCGCCCAAUGUACUCUUCGCGCUCAAACGGCUCCGCUGCGCCUCUCGCUCCUGGCAUGUACUCGAGCGACAGCUCUCUGCUCAGCAUGCCUCACUCAUCCCACAGUGGCCACACCUACUCCGACACGCCCUACAACCGCUACUCGUCGUCGGCCCAGAACCUCGCCCCCCAAAUGGGUCAGAUCAAUCCAAACGAAGUCGACAAUGACGACGACUGGGGAAUGGGUCCCAGUGAGGCCCUGCAGAACAAGCGCCGUUCCUUUGUUCCCUUUGGCAGCUCACGCGACGGCAGCAGCCGCAAUGGCUCCCCUGGAUCGUCAAUUAACAAUGGCGCUGCCGGCGCAGGUGCUGGUGCUGCUGCAGGUGCUGCCGCCUACAGCGCCGCGCGCGACGGCAACAAGUACGACACAGUACCCAUGGUCAACGGAAGCGGGGAGCUCAUGCCCGAAAAGAUUGCAAGCUGGAAGGCAGAGGAUGACCUGAAGAAGCGCAAGAAAAGAAUGUGGAUAGCCAUUGCAAUCAUCACAGUCAUCAUGAUGGGCGCAAUCCUCGGUGGUGUCCUUGGUGCCACCAUCAACCGAGGCGGCGGCGGUUCAGGCAACGCAGAGAAGGCGCAACAAGCCGCCAACGACGUUGCCAAAGACAACAAGGACGACCUUGGAAAAGACUCGUCAGAGAUCAAGGCCCUCAUGAACAACCCCAAUCUGCACAAGGUCUUUCCUGGCAUGGACUACACGCCUCUCAACACGCAAUACCCAGACUGCAUCCACGUCCCACCAUCGCAGAAUAACAUUACGCGUGACUUGGCUGUCAUGUCGCAGUUGACCAACUCUGUCCGCCUGUACGGUACUGAUUGCAACCAGACCCAGAUGCUUAUCCACGCCAUUGAGCGCCUGGAGAUUAAGGAUUCCAUGAAGAUUUGGCUCGGAGUCUGGCUCGACAGCAAUGAUACCACUACCCAGCGACAGAUUUCCCAGACCUGGGAUAUCCUCGAUGACUAUGGCUGUGACUACUUCAAGGGCAUCAUUAUUGGUAACGAGGUGCUCUUCCGAAAAGACUUGACCGCCGAUGAGCUCCUCAGCCACAUCAGCGACUUCCGCAAGAACAUUACAGACCACAAGUGCCAGCUCCCCGUCGCCAUGGCCGAUCUUGGCGACAACUGGACCGCCGACAUGGCCACCAAGGUCGACAUUGUCAUGUCCAACGUCCAUCCAUUCUUCGCCGGUGUUGACGUCAAGGCGGCCGCUGGAUGGACCUGGAACUUUUGGCAAACUCACGACGUUGCCCUUACCGCCAGCGAGAACAAGAUUCACCAGGUUAUUGCAGAAGUCGGUUGGCCAUCUGGAGGUGGCACCGGCUGUGGUGGAGCCACGACUUGCACAGACGGAUCGGUUGCUGGUAUUGACGAAAUGAAUCAGUUUAUGGACGACUGGAUCUGCCCCAGUCUGAAGAACGGUACCGAGUAUUUCUGGUUCUCUGCAUUCGAUGAGCCAUGGAAGAUCAAGUACAACGAAAAAGGCAAAGAGUGGGAAGACAAAUGGGGACUCAUGGACGUUAACCGUAAUCUCAAGCCUGGCCUCAAGAUUCCCGACUGCGGCGGUCAGUCGUUACCGACAUCGUACCAGCAUUAG
Molecule: messenger RNA, 1848 nt
Organism: Bipolaris oryzae ATCC 44560
Lineage: Eukaryota; Fungi; Ascomycota; Dothideomycetes; Pleosporales; Pleosporaceae
Product: glycoside hydrolase family 17 protein
Exons: 2
Coding region: 1-1848 (615 amino acids)
Biological process (GO): cell wall organization
Cellular component (GO): fungal-type cell wall; cell surface; extracellular region
Molecular function (GO): glucan endo-1,3-beta-D-glucosidase activity; 1,3-beta-glucanosyltransferase activity
Source: RefSeq, a predicted model, not a curated record